GACAUGGAGAAGAUAAACAGAAAAGUGGCACAGCAGCUGCUGACGUUGUGUAUAUCCGAAACAGGCCUAUAAAUGUCUUCGGAAAAUAUACUUUCUGUCAUGUAAUUAAUCUUAUGAGUAUUAAAUUGAACGCCAGUCGCUAACGAAACAACUAAUGGUUGUGACAACAUGGACAGUGACCUGAGUCCACAGGAUAAGAAAGACUUGGACAAGUUUAUUAAGUUUUUUGCCUUAAAGACUGUCCAGGUGAUUGUCCAAGCUCGCCUCGGGGAGAAGAUCUGUACCCGCUCCUCUUCAUCACCCACCGGCUCAGACUGGUUUAAUUUGGCGAUCAAAGACAUCCCAGAGGUCACUCAUGAGGCCAAGAAGGCGCUGGCCGGUCAGCUUCCUGGCAUCGGCCGAUCCAUGUGCGUGGAGAUCUCCCUGAAGACCUCAGAGGGUGACUCUAUGGAAUUAGAAACGUGGUGCCUGGAGAUGAAUGAGAAGUGCGAUAAGGACAUUAAAGUGUCUUACACCGUCUAUAACCGGCUGUCGGUUCUUCUGAAGUCUCUGCUGGCAAUCACCAGGGUAACUCCUGCCUAUAAGCUGUCCAGAAAGCAGGGCCACGAUUACGUCAUAUUAUACAGGAUCUACUUUGGGGAAGUCCAGCUGGGCGGACUAGGAGAAGGUUUCCAGACGGUGCGUGUCGGUGUUGUUGGUACUCCCGUCGGCACGGUCACACUGUCUUGCGCCUACCGCACCAACCUGGCGUUCAUGUCCAGCAGGCAGUUUGAAAGGUCGGCUCCCAUUAUGGGAAUCAUCGUGGAUCACUUCGUGGAUGCUCCCGGCGGCAAUCCGCGCCCCAUUAACAUGGGGCAGCCAUGCAACUACAGAGCCCCAGAUGACGACGACGGAGGAGCGUUGGGAGUCCAGGACUCACAGGAGGUCUGCACCACCUCCUUCUCCACCUCCCCUCCCUCCCAGUGUGUCUGCACACUGAGUCCAUCCCCUUCCAAACUGUCCAAGCCCCUCCCGCUGGACAGUCUUCAGCUCCCAUUGGCUCCAGGACUUGUCGCUCACAAUCUCUAUGCCUCUAGGUUAUCCUACCAACCGGCACCUGCAGGAGGAGCUACAGAGUUCAACACCAACCAGGGUUUACAUGCGGGGAAAGAAGUCGGGAUGGUUCUGGCUCCUGGAGCAGAUGUGCAUCUGACUGUAGAAAACGCCCCCAACACACCCAGCAGCAGUGGCGAUGAGGAGGGCUUGCUGCAGAGCGGCGAGGGGAGGAGCGUCUCUCCGUCGGACCCAGUGGAGUCACUCAACGCGUUCACGAGGAAGGUCGGGGCUUUUGUAAACAAACCCAGCAAUCAGAUAACUGGUGGUUUGGAUCUCCCGUUUGCUGCAUUUGCUCCCCGUGGUCUGGAUUCUGAGGAGAACGAUCCGAUGGUGAAUCCGCCGGACUCUCCUCCCAGCCAGUCCCCCCUGCAGGCCAGUCUCCACUCCCAGGGCUCAGACUGCUCAGGACAGCAGGACGACUUCGUCAUGGUCGACUUUCGUCCAGCUUUCUCUAAAGACGACCUGUUGCCGAUGGAUCUGGGCACCUUCUACAGAGAGUUUCAGAACCCCCCACAGCUGGCCAGCCUCUCUCUUCACACCAGCUCCCAGUCGAUGGCUGACGACCUGGACUCUCUGCCGGAGAAACUGCGCGUCUAUGAGAAAAACAUUGACGAAUUUGACGCUUUUGUGGACAUGCUUCAGUAGGAUGAAUGAAGGAAAACUUGGACUAAAAGUUGAAUUAAUCAGAGGAAUGGAGGGAAAAUCUCUUUGUUGUGAGAAUUAGUUAAAAGCUUUUGUGUCUAAAAACAUCCCACCAGUUCACUUAUAGUCACCUUCACUGUAAAUACUGUAAUAUCUGGAGACACUGGCUCACAUACUUGGCUGUCUGGUGUGCUAGAGGCAAUCUAUGUUGCAUAAAUCUGCUCUGGUAAUGAAACAAUCAAGACUCAGCAGGUUGUAAAGCCCACAUCAUGGAUCUCGCCACCCUUUCUGCAAACUAGUAUAUCAGAUAUAUAACUUGUAACCCUCUAGAAAGAUUCCUGAAGAGUUUUGUGUUCCCAGCUGGUUUUGGGGAGACUUCCACUGUGAUUUUUACCAGAUAGUCCCAGAUGCAUUAGCAGCAGUUUCUCUGAGCUCAUCCCACAUGUUAGACUGCAGAAGCUAAACUAAAUUGAAGGCCCUCACUUUAAAUACAACCGCCCUGAAGCUCUGACUAAUCCCAGCUUGUUGCAUCUGUAAUAAAUGAAUGACUACUGCAACACUUUGAUGUAUAUUGUGUGAAAUAUGUAAAAAGGAGAAAUCAUUUCCAGCUAUCCACAUAAAUUCAAGGCAGAGGUUGGUUUAAAGCUUUAAAGCAUUUUGUCGAUGUCGGAAUAAAGCAUGGCUGCUCUGU
Molecule: messenger RNA, 2428 nt
Organism: Cyprinodon variegatus (sheepshead minnow)
Lineage: Eukaryota; Metazoa; Chordata; Actinopteri; Cyprinodontiformes; Cyprinodontidae
Gene: atg13
Product: autophagy related 13
Exons: 18
Coding region: 169-1740 (523 amino acids)
Biological process (GO): autophagosome assembly; mitophagy; piecemeal microautophagy of the nucleus
Cellular component (GO): Atg1/ULK1 kinase complex; phagophore assembly site; extrinsic component of membrane
Source: RefSeq, a predicted model, not a curated record